This is a messenger RNA of Schistosoma margrebowiei, 1902 nucleotides long. Lineage: Eukaryota; Metazoa; Platyhelminthes; Trematoda; Strigeidida; Schistosomatidae. The record is from the annotation of a GenBank genome assembly.
AUGACAAUGAGUAUCACCUUAUUAGGUUUUAAAACUAUGUUAACGGAGGAGUUAGGUAACAGUUUAGAAGAAGAUUUAAGACAAAUGGUGAUUUCGAUAACUACACAAGAACUUGAAAAAAUAAAACAGGAACUCAUUUGUUCAUUUGAAGACUCAAAGUCAUUCUCUUUGGAUGGGACACAAUGGUCCAAAAUAAUCAAAGCGUUUGCGAAGAUUGUAAAAGAACUAUUUUCAGAACCCGAAGCGGAAACAAAUACGCCAGCAUUUUCAUCACAACAGGAAAGCAUUCCAAAUGCUUUUAGGGAAAUAGUGUACAUGUACAAUAAAACGGUAUGCCCUGAUAAUCAAGGAUACAGUGAUAUAAACAUUGGACUAUCUUUAGAAGAAAGUCAGAGAAACCCUUCCCAGUUUGAAACAAACUACUCCACUGGUUUGUCCACAAAUGUUUGCACUGACUCCGAAUGUGAAUAUUUCAAAGUCGGUGUAUUACGUAACCUAUCUGAUGAAAUACUUCUAAAUCAACUCCAAGCUAAACCUAUUCUUAGUAUAUCUCAGCAGCCAAGUUUCUUAAUGAAGUCAUUUGAAAAUACGGUUAUACUAACACCUGAUGUAAGGCCUACUGACAGACGUUGUAUCUCCGAAAAUUUACUACAAACAAUGGGUCCAUUAUGGAAUGAAUAUGCAAAAGAAGUUGAUGAAGAAACUGACAUUCAAUUGGAUAGAAAUUUGCCUAUUCUUGAUGAAAAUGAUGAAAUCUUUACUAAUCUUAUCAAUACAAUCGCAAAAGAUUUCAAUGAGAUGAAAUUUACCAGUGAUAAUGAUAAUCUUAAAUUCUUUGAUAUACCAGUUCCUGAUGAAAUAGAUAUAAAACCAAUUUAUGAAACAGUUUGUCAAUUAUUCAAUAAUAAUUCUAAAUCUGUACUUACAAGCCUUAGUCAAUCAUUUUUAAUGGAUAAAUCAAAAUGGAUUUUACCAAUUUUGAAGUUGCACACUGAUGAAGAUGAAACUAUGUUUCGAAGAACAAAAACACUGCCAAGUAGUAAAUUGGAUGAAUUAUUUAUUCAUGAAGUAAAUAAAUACAAAAAACAAAAUGAAAAAGUAGAAAAUAUAUCAGUUAACAAUUUUAAUGAAAAAUAUGAGAAAAUUUUAGCAGAAUUAAAAAAUGAAGAACAAAAAUUCAAUAAGUUAAAACAAAAGUUAAUAUUAUGUCAGUACAAGUCCAAUGAAGUGCCAUUGUGGAAUACAGGCAAUCAUAUGAUAGUUAAUAAUGACAGUAGUGACUAUGAAUUGUUAAACAAUUGUGAAGAAAAAAUCAAUUUACUCAAACUUAAUUUGAUGAAUUUAGUUAAUACUUCACCAGUUUGUAGUAUUUACAAAACUGGCAAAGAAAUGUAUGAUCAUAAGCUAAACAGUAUAGGAAAUACAAUUCAACAACGAUUUCUUGUUGUAUGGAAUAAAUUAAAAUUUACGGAAAAUGAAAAACAAUAUUGUUUAUUGAAAUUUUGUUGGAAACAUAUGAGUGAUACUAUUUAUAUGGCAAAUAUGAAUAAAGCAUUAAAAUUAUUAGAAUAUGCAUCAGAAUAUAUUGAACGUCGUGAAAUGUUAUUACAUAAAUUAGCAAAAAUUGAAAUUGAACAUUUAAGUCAAUCAAAAGAUUAUAGUUUAAAUGAUAAUCAUUUGGAAUUGAAAUGUUCAGAUGAACGUUAUAAAGUUGAUAAGAAAUUUAACAAGUUGGAAAAACUGAUUGAGUCUACUGCUAAACAACUGGAGAAGAAGUUUAAUUAUACUCUGACAUUCAACGGUCAAAUUUAUCUUAAAAAGAUGGUCCAUGAUCGAAGUGAUUUGAUUUAUUUACUGAGAGAUAAGUACAGAAGUAAACCAGGACAUGAUAGCGCAACAUAG